GACACGAUGUAGACGAUUGGCGCGAAGACGCGCAGAGCGCCCACAACGGAUGGAGCCACGAUGAACACAGUGAGGACGAACUGGAGCAGAUCGAGUGGAGUGACAAGGAGUUCGAAUGGACUGACGACAAAGAGGUCUGUGCUCACAAUUUUCGGAGGAACGACAUCUAGCCACUGACGCUCUCUUCUCGUAUCCCACUUGAGAUCUACGAGGCCAUCGUCAACCAGAUGGACAGGCGCAUGCUGACCACCGCCGCGUUAGUCUGUGCGGUUUGGUACCCUAAAGCCAUGCACAGCCUCUACCACACCAUCGAGAUACACGACCGGCCCAGCUUCGAGGCACUGUUCAGGCAGUCUUACAGGUAUCCGCGAGUCAGGCAGCGGCUCGCAACCACGCCCCAGCUGAUCGCGUCGGACGGGAUCAAAUUCUCCGCGGGCAAUGGGAGGAAGGAUGGUCGCUUCCUUCACGCAGUGCCCCUUGUCUUCGGCCAUGCGAUGACCACACUGGAGGUCCUCAUGAUGGAUGGGUUGCACCGGUUCAUGAACCCCGCCUUCGCAGCGCUGCCGCAGUUCAAGUCCGUCAAGUCGUUAGGCCUAUCCAAUUGCAUGCUCAACAAUACCUCACAGCUGCGACGGAUCAUCGGUGCCUUCCCCAAGCUCCAGACCCUCAUCUUACGAGGAAACAUCCUCGCUCGACAGGCUUCCGCUAACCGCGCAGACCCCACACAAUUCUCUAAGCGAGUCAAGAUAUAGCUUCGUGGCUUGACUCGGGAAUCUGCACGUCCCUCUAUGAUCUGACGGUCUGGUGUAAAGAUCGUUAAGACCAGUCUCCGCUGAGUGUCGAGGCAGUUGACA
Fomitopsis serialis is the source of this 854-nucleotide messenger RNA. RefSeq lists its product as uncharacterized. The coding region runs from base 228 to 752 and encodes 174 amino acids. The record is from RefSeq and is a predicted model, not a curated record. The transcript is spliced from 2 exons. NCBI's taxonomy places the organism in Eukaryota, Fungi, Basidiomycota, Agaricomycetes, Polyporales, Fomitopsidaceae.